This is a messenger RNA of Calliphora vicina (urban bluebottle blowfly), 2457 nucleotides long. RefSeq lists its product as uncharacterized. Lineage: Eukaryota; Metazoa; Arthropoda; Insecta; Diptera; Calliphoridae. The coding region runs from base 365 to 1954 and encodes 529 amino acids. The transcript is spliced from 2 exons. The record is from RefSeq and is a predicted model, not a curated record.
AGGCUUAAAUGCGAUGAUCUGUGUUGGUCAUGCUGGAGGGGACAGUUUAACUUGAGUUGGCUGUCUCCGGUAGGGUCUCCCAUUCCAGAAGGGCACGCGGUGAGCAUGAUACUAAGAACUACCCUCCCCCUCUGUCUGAUAGCGUCUGUUCUCCUUUGGGGCGGCUAUCAGAUGUUCCAACAAGCCAUGUUCCCCUCACUGAGAGGGGUGGCUUUGUUGGUUAUUGUCCGGCUGGUCCGAAAGGACUCUUAAAUUGUCCGUCCGAAAUCCAUCAGCGUCUGUUUCCCACAUUGGGCGGCUGAUGGUCUGCGUCUGUUAUCCCCAAUGGGGCGGCAGCUAAUCAACACCUGGCAGCAGGUAUAAAAUGCAACCUUUACCUGUCCGUAAGGACGCCAUGGAUAAAAAGGAAUCAUGCCCCAUGUACCCGGUCGGGGGCUUCAUAAUCUCCGGGGACCCUACUCCCACAGCGAUGGUAACGGGCUGUGGUGAGUCGAAUGCUACCGUGACCCAGGCUAGUCAGGUGAUAACACCGGGCCAGACUAGUCUGCAUGCUACUGGUGUCGCAGGAGGUCAAUCUGGUAUACCCAGAUUGGCUGAAUGUAAAAAACAAAAAGCAAUUGGUGGUAGUGUCACAAGCGGCGAGGUACCUCUGGACUUCUCUCCAAGUACCUCCAAAGCUGCUAAAGCCCUAACCGUCAAGACGGUUAAAACCCUUGCCUCGGGUGCCUCUGGGGGGGAAGCGACUAAGUCGCUCCUCUCAGGCGUUUCCCAUAUGCCAACUGUGCGAUCAGGGUCUGUGAUGGAAUCCUCCUGCCCUGAAGCCGCACCACCCCCUGCCAACUCCGGCUCUGAAAGCAGUCUAAGGCAUAAAAAUCCUGCCAGAAGGGCUGCUACCACCAGGCGUUCCGCCAUUCGCUUCAUUGAGGCUCUUGGCUCUAAAAAAGCCGAGGAACUCACAAAGGAGCAACAGGCUUCCCUCUCUUGGGCGAGAGCUCACAUUGCUGGUCUCAAAUCCGGCCCUCCUUCUGCUGAGUCAUCAGCGGUGCCUAAACGGCAACGUUCAGAGGAGGACGUGACAAUUAAGAGCCAGCAACCGGGUCCGAAAAGGCCUAAAGCGGCACAACGAUCUCUAGCUAAGUCCUUUAGCGAGAUUGUCAAAGACAAUCUCGUUAGGGCGGUUAUAGAUCGAAGUGUCAAUGACGGAUCCAUAUCUCAAUCAAAUUGGGAUAUGGUGAAGCAAAAACUGGUAGGGGUGUUUUGGAAAGUUCUCAAAGAGAACCCAGGCACUCCUCCUCAAUGCGAUGACGCUGGUUGGUACCAGGGUCACGUUAAACUCAUGUCUUGUGUGGAUGAACGCUCAGCGUUGCUACUCAAGACUGCCGUCGCAUCGUUGGGCGAAGUAUGGCCGGGAUCUAGGCUUGAGGUGGUAUCGGUGAGUGAGAUACCCCGAAAGCCUAGGUCCAUAGCUAAAAUACCAGCUGAGCCAUCUAGCCCGGAGGAGAUCUUGGAGAUCCUCCAGUGCUGUAACCCACAGCUUCCAACUAACGACUGGAAAGUUGUCAAGGUUACUGAUGCUGAGGGAUCUUCCAGAAAGGCGAUCGUCGUCCUGAAUAAGGACUCCUUGGGGCCGCUAAGGAAGACACAAGGGAAGGUGUACUAUGGAUUUGGUACGAUCAUCCUGCGUGUCUACCGUAGCGACAACAAGGACGAUACCUCCUCAGAGGAUGUAAAACCCAUGCCCUCGGAAGAGGACAUGGAAUGCAAUGACGCCGCUGGUCCAAUCGACAUUGAAGAUACCAACUCUGUCUCCGAACUGGUUGGUACCUUCUUUGAACGGAUGGACGAGGCGGUGGACGAGGACGCCCUCCUGAAUUCUGACCAGGAGGACGCCGACGUCACCGUUGUACAAAUUGAGCAUGGUGAAGGUGACGCAAAUAAACCUUCACCACUCUAAGGCAGCAUCUGCUGCACUGCUCCUCCGAAUUGCUAAGAACGGGGAGGAGCUAGUCAUGGUCCAGGAACCUUGGAUCCACCAGGAUCGUAUCUGUGGACUAUGUCUGAAGGGCUAUAAGCUCUACUACGCUAAAGGCGCAGCAAUGAAGAUACAGUAGCAGUCUCAUGGGAAACCAAUGAAGGCAGUUUGUUGUGGCUGAUCUCCAGCUAUAUGGCGCACGAUCAUGGGGAGCAUCCGCCAAAUGAUGCUGUCCGCAGUGCUGUUAAAAUGGCGAAUAGGUCUAAGAUACCUUUAGUUAUCUGUGCUGACGCUAACUCGCACCACAUCAUAUGGGGUAGCAGUGACACCAAUACAAGAGGUGAGAGUCUUUUCAACUUCAUUCUUAAUAGUAGUUUGGAAGUAGUAAAUAGAGGUUCAGAACCUACCUUCAUUAUCGCUAACAGAAGUGAGGUUCUAGACUUAACACUUGUAAGUGCUGAACAUCACAGCAUGAUUACUAAUUG